AUGGCGGAUCAUGGCGGAUCUAUGAAGAAAAUCUAUGCGGUAGGGACAUUCAUAAUUCAUAAAUGUUUAUCAGUACAAAGGACUUACAUUAAUGGCUCCAUAGAUCUAGGAAUCUUCUUAGAGAUUAUUCAGCUUAAGAAACGGCUAAAUGAUCAGUUGGCAGUUCGACGAGCCCUGGAGAAAGCACUGGGAUAUAGAACAACCGCCAUUGAUUCUUCUUUGAAUGAUAGCUUCAUACCCAUGCCAGCUCAAGAGCUAAUAAGGGAGAUUUCAGUGUUAGAGCUAGAAGUCAGGCACUUGGAGCAUUAUCUUCUAUCGUUGUAUCGGAGCGCUUUCGAUCGGCAAACUCCUAUGGUAUCCCCUUCCAUGCCACCAAGAGAGAGAUCGAAAGGUCCAAUUAGCUGCCAAAGGAUGCUGUUUCAAGCUCCUAAGGCUGAACUCUCUCCCAAGCAAACUGCAGCAGUUAAAUCCACUAGAAUAUUACCAUCUCAAUUAUCAGCCAACAAGCUUGUGGAUGAGCCCUGUUGUGAGAAUUUUGCCUGUCCCAAGUUCCACCGCAGCCAUUCUGCGCUCAAUCAUCGCGCUGCUUAUUCGACCCGUCUUUCUUCUUCUGAAGAGCCUCUGGCAACAGCUCUUCAUGAAUGUCAAGAUCAGCCAUUUUCAGCUCUCAAAGAUGGCCAUGGCAGUGCCUCUAGUGUAAUUAGCCUGGCGGAAUGUCUUGGCACCAGUAUAGCUGAUCAUGUUCCCGAGACACCAAACAAGGUUUCAGAAGACAUGGUUAGGUGCAUGGGUGCUAUUUACAGCAGACUGGCAGAUCCUCCACCGGUUAUUCAUGAUCCCGCGUCUUCUCGGACUUCAUCAUUAUCUUCCAUGAGUGUCAGUUCUCCACAGUAUAUUGGAGAUAUGUGGAGUCCAAGUUGCAAAAGGGAAUCAAGUCUUGACACGCGGCUGAUAAAUCCUUUUCGUGUCGCGGGGUUGAACGAUUUCAGUGGCCCAUACAAUGCCAUGGUGGAAGUGUCUUCAAUCAGAAGGGACAGUGAGAGUUUAAAGAUUGUUGAAGUCUUGCUUAGUGCUUAUAAAUCCCUUGUUCAAAAACUUGAAACUGUUGAUGUGAGGAGGAUGAAGAAUGAUGAAAAGACAGCCUUUUGGAUCAACUUACACAAUGCUUUGAUGAUGCAUACAUAUUUGGUGCAUGGAGUUCCUCAAAGCAGUAUCAGACGGACUUCACUCUUCAUCAAGGCCACAUGCACAGUAGGAGGUCACCCCAUAGAUGCCAAAUUGAUACAGGCUUCACUGCUUGGCUGCUGUACACAAAAUUUCUCUGGACAGUGGCUUCCAACAUUCAAGCAUACAAAGAUUAAGUUCAAGAGCAGAGAUGAAAGGACAAGUUUUUAUGCCAUUGACAAGAAGGAACCACUCCUCCGUUUUGCAUUAUGCUCUGGAAGCCAUUCUGAUCCUGCAGUGAGGAUAUAUACUGCAAAAAGAUUGUAUCAGCAGCUAGAAACAGCAAAGGAAGAGUACGUUGGAGCUACAGUUGGUGUUGAGAGAGAGCAAAAAAUCCUUCUGCCGAAGUUGGUAGAAUCUUAUGCGAAAGAUCUUAUUUUGAGUACGGAGAAGGUGGUGGAUAUGAUUCAAUGCCAUCUUCAUGAGGCCAUGAGAGCUGCAGUUCAGAGGUGUCAGCGAGGAAGAUGCAGGAAGAUUGUUGAGUGGGUGCCUCAUAACUUCAGUUUCAGAUAUUUGUUGUCAAGGGAAGUUGCUAAUCCUCAGUUAAUUUGAAUUUGCUGUGAUGGUGAAAAUUACAUAUAUACCACACAAUUCUUUUGUAUUUGCAUGUCUGACAUCCAAGUUUUGAUAUUUAUAGUUUUAACACCUCGGUGUAAUGUUAUGUAUGAAGAUGUGUAGAUGUUACUUGAUGGUGAAGAUUUGAGUGAUAUGGAUGUAAAUAUGAAUGUUUAGGUGUUAGA
Messenger RNA from Phalaenopsis equestris, 1964 nucleotides. RefSeq lists its product as uncharacterized. NCBI's taxonomy places the organism in Eukaryota, Viridiplantae, Streptophyta, Magnoliopsida, Asparagales, Orchidaceae. The transcript has 9 exons. The record is from RefSeq and is a predicted model, not a curated record. The coding region runs from base 1 to 1776 and encodes 591 amino acids.